ACCUAAUUUUUCCUCUCCAAGAGAAUUGUUUGGUAUGGGAAAAUAUGCUGAAGAUAGUUGGCGAUUGUUUUGUGGUGAAAAGGAUGAUGCCUGGAUGAAAGGAUCUGGCUUUGAGCCUGAAGAUAAAGUAUUAAGAAUAUAUAUAGAAUGGCGUAGACAACAACAUGAACUCGUUAAUGGUGCAUCUGUUGAUGGGCAUUCACCCAUCUCAGCUAAUGGUAUUGAUCGCGGUUAA
This is a messenger RNA of Dentiscutata heterogama, 235 nucleotides long. The record is from the annotation of a GenBank genome assembly. NCBI's taxonomy places the organism in Eukaryota, Fungi, Glomeromycota, Glomeromycetes, Diversisporales, Gigasporaceae.